UAAACAUGGUAUUAGAGACUUUUCUUCGGCUCCUACUGGUGUUUUACAGUGCAAACGGUUUCAGCGUCUUCCCGCUGGACAAGCUGUGUGCAGAAGCGCGCAGGUGGGGAAACUCCCCGCCAAGUCCGCCCUCGAGCAGAUACGUCGAAUCCGAGGAGGAGCGCGAGGCCUCCUCGUCCCACGCGAUCAAACGCGCCAUCACCUCCCACCGGCGGCGCGCGCUCACGUUCACUUCUAAAGCGCAGGUGCGGCGGCGCGUCGCGCGCAGAACAGGUGCGCUCACGGUGGCGCGGGGACCUUCGCACAGACCGAGACUCGACCAAGUGCCAUUAAGGCACAGCGCGGACUGUGAGUUUUCGCGUUCAUUUCAGCCUCCUCGGCAGCACUUUUUUAAGUAUGACAACAGUGGACUGCAACAUCUCUCCAUUCAUUGGACCGCUCUUUUCCUCCGUGCUUUUAUUAUGACGAUUGAGCCGUCAUAUUUACGAUUUAAUUUUAUUUAGCAGAUGCGUUAACUAAGCGACGGACUUCAAUGUAGAUACAUUAUCAUAUUUAAAAUACUUCUCUCGGCAUCACACGUCCUAUAUAUAAGCAUCGGGAAGUGGAAGCUCACAUGCUGACACAAGAAUUAUUAUUAGAAUAGGAUAAAGUCAAGAAGAGGAAGAUGGAAGCGACUAACCCUUAAGAACGGGAACUUUGAAUUGAAGGACUUAGGCCACGGACGCAUGCGAGACAUGGGAAAAUGGAAGAUAACUAUGGAUCCAGUGCAGGAGUGGGGAGAGGAGGUGGAGGAUGGUGCAGUUUAUGGGAUAACCCUGCGCAGGGAGCCCGUCCAGGUGUCCCCUGAUCCUGAAGAGGCCGGGAUGAACCAAGGCUUCAUCCAGUACCGUACCUGCAAGAUGCGGCGACUGAAAGCAGGAACCCUUGAGCACCUGGUGACCCACCUGCUGGACCCAGCAUGUCAGGAGCAAGACUACGCACACAUUUUCUUGUCCACGUACCGGGCUUUUACCAGCACCAGCACACUCAUAGAGCUGCUCUUCCAAAGGGAUGAUAUGAUUUCUGAGCUGGACAACUGUGCUUGCCAAAAGAGCACCAUGUUGCCCCUGCUUCAAACCUGGCUGGAGCAGUACAGCGAGGACUUCCGGGAGCCCCCUCAGCACCAAGCCCUACGGCUGCUGUCCGCCCACCUGCUGCAUCGCCCGUGCUUCCGCCGCCUGGCCAGACACACCGAAGCAUUGCUUAAGAAGUUCCAGGAACAAGAGAGAAAUAGUAACCCCAAAGGGAAAGACUUGCUGGCUAAGGAGCCGGACGAGGACGGUCCAACACAAUCAAGGCUAUUGUGGGACAGUGCAGUGGAGUUGGAGGACUUUGUGGACUUCCCUGCUAGAGACAUCGCAGAGCAGCUCACCCGCUUAGAUGCUGAGCUCUUUGUAAAGGUUGUUCCGUUCCACUGUCUGGGCUGCGUCUGGUCCCAGCGGGACAAGAAGGAGAACCGCAGCCUGGCACCCAGUGUCCGUGCCACCAUUGCCCAGUUCAACACCAUUACCGGCUGGGUCACCGCCUCGCUGUUGUGCUGCCCUGCAGGUGUGAUCUGCCCCACCCCUGGCCCUGCUCAGAGGGCUCGCAUUAUUGAGAAAUGGAUCAGCGUGGCUCAGGAGUGCAGGGAGCUCAAGAACUUCUCUUCCUUGUGGGCCAUCCUGUCAGCCCUGCAGUCCAAUGCAAUUUACAGGCUGAAGAAGACCUGGGCAGCUGUCGGCAGGGAGUUCAUUGCCACCUGUGAGAACUUGUGCAAGACGUUCCCCGAUGAGAACUGUGUGCUGACCAGCAGGGAGAUCCUGCAGGAGGAUGAGGGCCAGUCAGUGGAGGGCGAAGCAGUGCACCCGCCUCCCAGGAUCUGCACAAGACAGAUGAGCACGACUGGUGGCACUGUUCCUUACCUGGGCACUUACCUCACUGUUCUAACUAUGCUGGACACUGCGCUGCCUGAUGUCUUGGAGGGGGGGCUCAUCAACUUCGAGAAACGAAGGAGGGAGUUUGAGAUCCUCUCCCAGAUACGACAACUGCAGGCCUCCUGCUCCCAGUACAAUCUGUCCCCUCAGCCCCGAGUCACCACCUGGCUGCGGGGGCUCCGGCUGCUGUCUGACCAAGAGAGCCAUGAGCUUUCUCAGGAGCUGGAGCCCCCAGUAGACUCCCGCCCCAACUCUCCCCCUUUCUGGAGCCAUCGUCUCCUCGCCAAGAAACUUGCUUCCAGGUUGCUUGCCGUGGGUGAAGGAUCAGACAGGAAGGCCAAUGCUGACCAGAUUAGUGUGUCCUCUUCCGGUUCAAGUGGCUCGGAGAUGGAAGACCUCACCUCCCCAAGGUCCUCACCCAUUAGACCCAAGUCUUUUCCCAGUUCCUGCCAUGACAUGGCUGAGACCACCCAUUCCACCAGCCCUGAAUCCUCACCCCAUUCCAGAACCUCAGCUAAUUCCCAGUCUGAGUUCUUGACGCCUUCUACAGCCACCCAAGGUUCAGGCCCCAAUCCUGGACCCACCUGUCAGCACCAACGCUCUGUUUCUAUGGUCAAUCUGCCAGUGUACAACAGGCAGGUGGACGACUCCUGCAUUGUGCGGGUCAGCGUGGAGUGUAGCAGCAACGGCAAUGUCUACAAAAGCAUACUGCUUACCAGUCAGGACAAGACUCCCCAGGUGAUCCAGAGGGCCCUGGAGAAGCACAGCCUGGAGGGUGUGAGCUUCCAGGACUUCACCCUCUGUCAGAUUCUGCCUCAUGAAAAAGAGCUGCGAAUUCCAGACAAAGCCAAUGUGUUCUAUGCCAUGUGCACCUCGGCCAACUACGAUUUCAUCCUGCGCCAGAAGUGGAGGAGCCACCUGAAACCACCGGGAUAUGGGUGUGGAUCGGGGGCGGAGGUUGGGUGGCAUCACCCCAAGUGACAGCGCCCUCUCUGGUGCGGAGGAAUUCCUGCAAGAACGUGGAAGAGACUGGCUCAGAAAAGCUACAGAACACAUCAUACUUAUGCACCAACUAGGGGUGUGCAUGUUUCUACAUUUUCUAGCUUAGAAUGAUAACGACUGUAACAAAACAAUGAACGGAAUAACUUUCAAAUGUCUAAAAAGAAUGACACGCUACUAGAAACUUGCAAGCCUUUACAGUGGUUUUAUAUUAUGACGUGCAAGACGAGUCAAAGCACAUCGCACACUUGAAGUUCAUCCCGAAGGACACAUUUUAUUUAUUUAGCAGGAAUUUACCUUGUAAAUAAUUGAAUGAAGAAGCACUUUAUGAAGAACAUAUGUACAUGGAUGCGAGUCUGAGGAUGGGGAGUGAUGAAACUUCCAUUGGACGUCUCAGGAGGCAACUGGAACUGAGUGAUUUUCAUAGACUCAAUAGACCCCCCACUAACUUGAACACUAUUUAUUUAUAUCUCCUUAGUUGUGUCAGAGCCACUUGCUGUGGAUACAUCUACGAUAAAUGCACUCUAAAUGGUGAACGCGGUACUUAUGAAGGUUUUGUUUUUGUCAUUUUCGUUGUUCAGGUAACAAUGUGGUUACUAGCUGAAGAGUAUUUGGAGAAAUGCGUAUGCUGUGUUUGAGGAAUGACAUUCACAAUCCACGCACAGCUCUAUUCAGCCUCCCUGCUGGUGCGAAGAACGAGCUCAAGUAAAAAUGCCGCAGGCAAGGAAUUUAUUUAAAAAAAAGGAAAAAAAAACCAGAAAUGUAGCGAUGCAGUAUUGUUUUCCAAGCUGGAAUGCGGAUGUGCAUUCUGAGAAUGCCAAAGGCGGGAUCUGAGCGUCCUGUAGUCGAGGGUGGUGGUAGUGGCGAAGGAGAUGGAGAGUUGCCGCCAAACUGGAUGAGCAACAUUUCGCUCAAGCAGAAGGUCACUACGUGGGGAUCAGCAGAUGCUGUGUAACAUGAAAGAUUCCAGUGGGGCAACAGUUAUCAUUCCCACCAUCAAGAGGAGUUUCUGUCAGGGUGUUGCAUUUCAGUGUUAGUGAGUGUGAGAAAUGUAUAGUUUUAGUUUUUCCACAGUGCUGGAGUCCUUCUUCCUGUCUUUGAAGUAACCACGACUAUAAGCGAACAGUGUUUUUACACCUCUUUCCUGGUGGUACUGUUAUAACCACGGAUCUGCGUAUUAAAAGGGCAGAGAAAUGCAUCUGUUGGAGUGUCAUUUUUCUGCAAUUCCAGAUUGGCGUUUCCGAACAAGGCUUUGCACAGCUGGGCUGGUGAACAUUGCUCAUUCGGUAUUCACUGGUUGCUGUCCCACACACAGCAGUGCGGUCUUAAGUCCCAGUAGAUUUCACUUUGCCUUCGUUUGUUGUCCAUUGUGUCUAGUCCCACUAGUUUCUGUAAGAUAUGAAGUAAUGACACUGCUUUAAUGAGCUCACGUAGAAGAUCCGGUAGGAAUACUGUACUCAGUCAAAUACGGUUCCAUGGUGAUGCGCAGUACAAAGGUGUCCAGAAGAGAUGCUUGAAGUGAAGUGUUUUCCAACCAGAAUGUGUCUUAGGAAUGUGCUUGUGACGGAUACAGUUUGUCUGUCGUUUAGCUCAGCUGGUAUUCGAGUCAAGCUUUGAGCGGGGUACUUUGGCUUUGUUAACUGUGUUAAAUUUCUAUGCUACUGAGCCUCGAACAGGGCCACGGAAAUACGUCUCCAGUGUUUCCAUUCUUUUUUUUUGGUUUAUGUCUAAUUACCUUUGUAGUCUUAUAUAACCACAUGAGGCAUUAAGUGUCAUUGUUUUUAAAAUAUUUAAUGUAAGUG
Molecule: messenger RNA, 4753 nt
Organism: Scleropages formosus (Asian bonytongue)
Lineage: Eukaryota; Metazoa; Chordata; Actinopteri; Osteoglossiformes; Osteoglossidae
Gene: rgl3a
Product: ral guanine nucleotide dissociation stimulator-like 3a
Exons: 17
Coding region: 726-2933 (735 amino acids)
Biological process (GO): Ras protein signal transduction
Cellular component (GO): plasma membrane
Molecular function (GO): guanyl-nucleotide exchange factor activity
Source: RefSeq, a predicted model, not a curated record